Messenger RNA from Didymodactylos carnosus, 417 nucleotides. The record is from the annotation of a GenBank genome assembly. NCBI's taxonomy places the organism in Eukaryota, Metazoa, Rotifera, Eurotatoria, Philodinida, Philodinidae.
AUGACAAUCAAAGAAUACCCAAGUAGAAAGGACUGGUUCGUUAAUAAUUUACUUGAAAAAGCUGUUAAGUGGUUCAGGCAACACCAGAAUUAUGUUCAUAUUGGUGACUUAGAUGAACUAACGAAGCAAUGGUCAUGUUGUAACGCAUUAGAAGAUGAAAAUGGCACAAUGGAUGAAGGCAUGAUAUCUGCAGUAAGAGGCUAUAUUGGCUGUUGUCAACCAGGAUUGCAAAAGAAAAGCUAUCCUUCCGGCCGAUAUUAUAAUACAGAAUAUAAUUUCGUCAGAGGAUGGUGGACAUGUUGUUCUCAAGGACGGCAUUCAAAUGGAUGUGUCCUACUGCAAGAUUUCGGUGUAUCCACACUUUUAAAUCGGAAAAUAUUUUUAAAAGCUAUCGAUGAAUUGAAACCAUCACCGUAG